Molecule: messenger RNA, 4540 nt
Organism: Phasianus colchicus (ring-necked pheasant)
Lineage: Eukaryota; Metazoa; Chordata; Aves; Galliformes; Phasianidae
Gene: SLC18B1
Product: solute carrier family 18 member B1
Biological process (GO): transmembrane transport
Molecular function (GO): transmembrane transporter activity
Source: RefSeq, a predicted model, not a curated record
CACACCUUUUGCAGGGUUCAGUGGGAAGACACGAGUGACAGAGCUCACGUAAACCCCCGUGACACCGUGCUGCUCGGGAUCCUUUUAGAACUUCCGAGAUAAAUAAAGAUUUAUCGAAACGCUCGGAAUCGAAACCCUAACAUCUCAACGCGGCCAACAGUGCUCAGCUCUCCGCGCCCACCGCUCCGACCCCAGCACGUCCCACGAACCCCUCGGUCCGUAGUCAGGACGAGCCGCAUCCCGAGCAUGCUCAGUGGCCGGCGUCUGUUCCUGCCCCGUUGCGUUGCCAGCACGCGGCCGCUGCCAGAGGAGGCGGUGCCGGCCAUUGCGGGCCCGCCGCUCUUCCCCAUGGGCAGCCGCGCGGCGGACGGCGCGGGGCCCGAGCGGCCGCCAGAGGAUGGCACACCAGAAGCACCUGGUGAGGAAUCGAGAAGGCUCACCAGGCAGCAGCUAUUUACCAUGCUUGCAGCAGCUUCCAUAAACUUCAGCUCAAUGAUAUGCUAUUCCAUCCUGGGCCCCUUUUUCCCUGGAGAGGCAGAAAAAAAAGGUGCCAGUAACACAGUUGUUGGCCUGAUUUUUGGAUGUUUUGCUUUGGUCAAUUUCUUGACUUCUUUAAUCAUGGGAAAUUAUCUUACAAAGAUUGGAGCAAAAUUCAUGUUUGUGUCAGGGAUGUUUGUUUCAGGAUGUGUAACAAUUCUAUUUGGAAUGUUGGACAAGGUGCCAAGUGGACCAAUGUUCAUUGGUUUGUGCUUUUUAGUAAGAGCAAUGGAUGCAAUAAGUUUUGCAGCAGCAAUGACAGCAUCAUUUUCAAUCCUUGCAAAGGCAUUUCCCAAUAAUAUAGCUACUGUCCUGGGCAGCCUUGAAAUUUUUACAGGGCUUGGACUGGUGCUGGGCCCACCUUUAGGUGGCUUUUUGUAUCAAUCCUUUGGUUAUGAGAUCCCUUUCAUUACGCUGGGAUGUGUGGUAUUGCUCCUAGUGCCUGUGAAUAUGUGCUUAUUACCAAAAUAUGAUUCGAUCCCUACCAAGGAGUCAUUUUGGAAGCUCGCUCUUCUGCCGAAAGUCUUAUUUCUCUGUUUUACUAUAUUUUCUUUAAGUGCAUGCUUAGGCUUCUUGGAUCCCACAAUGUCUCUAUUUAUCUUAAAGAAGUUCAAACUCCCAGCUGGAUAUGUGGGCUUAGUGUUCCUGGGUUUGGCACUCUCGUACUCCCUGUCUUCUCCCCUCCUUGGACUCCUAAGUGACAAAAUGCCACACCUCAGGAAAUGGCUGCUGGUGUCAGGAGGCCUAAUAACAGCCCUGUGCUUUUUCUUGUUAGGACCUGCUCCUGUACUGCACAUUGAAAGUCAGUUGUGGAUGUUCGUCCUAGUGCUGGUUUUCCUUGGCUUUUCCCUUGGAAUGAGUGCUAUCCCAGUAUUUCCAGAGAUACUGCAGUGUGCAUAUGAAAAUGGAUUUGAAGAAGGGUUGAGUCUACUGGGGCUGGUAUCUGGGCUCUUUAAUGCUGUGUGGUCCCUUGGGGCAUUUAUAGGUCCCACUUUAGGAGGAUUUCUAAAUGAAAAACUGGGUUUUGAAUGGGCGUCAGCCAUCCAAGGAGGAUGGGCAGUGUUAAGCGGACUUGCAACUGGAAUAUUUUAUAUUGCUGAAGCCACAAGGAAAAGCUCCAGUUCCAGCCUGCAAAACCCUCCUAGUGAUAAUGAAGAAAGAACUCAUCUAUUGGGUAGUGAAACAUAACCAGAAAUUAUUUUGAUCCUCUGUUUAUUAUUGUAGUUUAACUUAGUGUUGAAGUGAGCGGGCUUAACAGUGUUUUGUUGUUCUGGACUUGGGAUACAUGAUCUCCCUAGUGAACAACCAGUUGUGGUUUAAGUUGGAGCUGCAUCACUGUUUUGAAACACUAAACACUGACUGCCUUUCUUUUGAAAGUCCUCACGUGGAUUGGCUGCACUGAUGAGUAGCCCUCAAUGUCAGCCUGUUUAAUUGUAUUCCGUAUACAGUGUACCACUGUAUGUGAAGAGGUGCAUUUUCAAGUGUCUGGCUUCUGUACUUGAGCCUGCUGUGCAUUACUCUCAGAUAAAGCUACUAUUUUGCUACUACGAUUUUUCUCUAUUUUUUUUAGAAGAAAGACUAUCUAUUAAUAUCUUAACUGACACUGUAAAAUUUUGAAACAGAAUUUGAAGUGGCAAAGCAUUUAAGCACAAUGCUGUUUUCAAUAAAGCAACUUUUUUUUUCCUAAGUUCUGUGAAUUUUCUUGAAGAGGAAGAGUCUUUGUGUCAACUAGCAUUUAUAAUUCAUGAAAGUGCCUGAAAAUGAGAAGUGAACAUGUCCAUGCGGAACUGAUUUCCAGUCUUGGAGGAGAUGGGGUACUCCAAGUGUGUGUGUGUGUGUGUACAUGUACAUUCCUCUAACAUGCAGAAGCUUAGGUUAGUCUGUGAGAUAACUGUUUUGCUAGUAAAUGCCAGCAGCGAUGUUUGUCCUAGUUGUCUUUUCAAUAAGUGUGUCUAUCAGAAGUCUAGGGUUACCAUUUUUCAACAGAGAGGAGAAAAAUCUCCUCCUAGAUACUAAGCACAAAAGGCGAGGUGAACUGAGAUAUGGACACGCCUUGCAAACUGACGCUAGAUUUUUAGUCUUCAUUUGUGGCAUGAGUCUUAUUUUUGUCUUUGAACCCAGAACUGGGCCCUAGAAGAGGUACUCUGUGGUAUCCGUUUGUCCCACAAGUAAAGAAAAUGGUUUACUCCUAGUGGUUUGCAGUCAACUUUUUUUGUUGUGAGUAGCCAGUGGAAUUUACAUGAAACAUUUUCUGUCAGAACCCUUUUUUGGGUACUAAUGAGGAAAACUGCUGUGAGAGAGCUGAAUAGGAUGCCAAAAAGCAGAAAAGCAAUAGAUUUUUGUUUGUGUCAGGUAUUAGAUCUUUCUGAAAUCUAGAGUGUACCACUCAGCCUUGUUUUAAAAUGCCAGUCCUGCCCUUGCUGUAGGUGAGGCAGUUGAGAAGGAACUGAGAGAACCAGGGGUAAAGGAUACAAGGUACAAAUCCAUAGAAAUGAGAUUUCAUUCAUUCUGAGGAAUUACCCGCUUUCCUACCUGAUUUGUGUUGUUAGGACUUGAAGUGGUAGGGAUUACCAGAACAUAGAUGUCACUGAAAAUAAUGGGCUAUCCUGCAGCCCAUGAGCUUCUCCAGUUGUCCAGUAGAAACAGCAGAUAAUUAACAGCUUUGGCACUACAUCUUCUCCCCUCUUCCUUUUUUUGUUUUUGCAGUGGAGGUUUAAAAAAAAAAAAAAAAAAAAAAAAAAAAAAAACAAAACACAAUCUAAAUUGAGAUCUGGUUUCCAGAUCUGUUCUUCAGACUAACACUCAAACCUCCUGCCAUGAUUAUCUAGGAGUCCAGGAACUAUGGUUGAAGAGCAGUGGAAUCUCCUAUGGGGAACUGAGUUCUCCCAUGUCUGGUGCAGUUCUUCUCUCAUCCAAUGGCAGAUCUAAACCCAGUUUGCUUUAUUAGUGCAGUUGUAUGGUCUGAAGUUGUGAAUAAAUACGAGGCACAAGUAAACUCAUUUGGAGCAGUGCUGAGCUGGUGGUGGCACCAUUAGCAUCCAAACAGCAGUGCUGAUCUCAGGGCCAAUCCCCUGUCCACACUCUACUAGGUGUGUGUGUGCUGGUUUUUUGCUCAGGUUUCCCAAACUGGCUUUCUUCUGCUGUGACCUGGGCUUACAUUAACCUACCUUCCCACAGCAAUGAUGUGCUUGAAUAGUUUGCUAAUCUGGCUGGCAGUGUGUUUCUUCAAUUGCAGCUGAGCAAUGACUUCUGUAUCAGUGGUGUAAUGCAGAUUGCUCAGUGCUCACAACUCUCUGACCUUCGGCGUUGUGAGGUUUUUGGGACGCGGGGAUUGUGUUGCAUGGUGUUGACUUCCUAGGGAAUUCACAGGUUUCUGCAAGAUCUUCCUUAUUAAAGUUCCCUAUCUUUGCUUGCCCCUGUCCUCCUCUUGGGUGACUUCAGGUUUCAGGUAUGGGGCUUUUGAGGUCUCAUGUCUUUGCUGUCUCCUCCUGAUGCCUGGGCCUUGGAUAUCUGUGUCACAGCUGCCUACAAGCAGUGUGCGAUUGUCAGAGGGCAGAGAAAUGCCUGCUUCUCCUGAGGAGGACUUGUUGCUGAUGGCAGAAAUAUGGAUAUUUUGGAAGUGGCCAUCAACAAAGCCGCCAGACAGGUAUUGUGACUUAAUUAGAGCCGUUCAUUUUGGUAAAUGCUCGUCAGCUACAGGAGGGGGGAGAUGUUGUCUUUUGUUUUUCUGUGUCAAUACUAGGGUGUCUGUAUCGUUGUGACUCCUGAAGAUGGUAUUUGCAGCUGGGUCUUCAUGAGGAGAACAGUAAAUGCUUAUCUUGAAAAUAUUCCAGACCCCCAGGUGGACUGCAUUCCAUGUACUGAUUCUGAAAGGUAUAGUCUUUGCUAUAGAAGGGGAACAGUACAGUUGGGAAAAACAACUACAUUGAGGAUUGCUUAUGCAUAUCAUUUAAAAUGUCUUGGGGCAACUGUUAGAGGAAGAAAAGUUAGACAUUGUUAGUUG